Messenger RNA from Colletotrichum chrysophilum, 2352 nucleotides. RefSeq lists its product as uncharacterized. The record is from RefSeq and is a predicted model, not a curated record. Gene Ontology annotation, biological process: lipid metabolic process. Gene Ontology annotation, molecular function: triacylglycerol lipase activity. The coding region runs from base 1 to 2352 and encodes 783 amino acids. The transcript has 2 exons. NCBI's taxonomy places the organism in Eukaryota, Fungi, Ascomycota, Sordariomycetes, Glomerellales, Glomerellaceae.
AUGGCUGAGCACACGCGCGAACAACGUGAACACCACAGAGUGACCUUUGCCCCGAUCUCUCCCAGUAGCAGCAACAACUACAACACCGACAGCUACGGCUUCCCGCCCGAGUCCUUCGGCAGCGAUGGCCUCCCCGACUUCGACACCAACUUCCUCGACGACGCGGACCUCGAGGCUUUUGUGAACGCCCUGCACGCCCCGGACCCGCUGCAGUCUCCCGCGGACGAGACGACCUCCCUGCGCUCCCCGGGUCUGAGGAGCACCUCGUCGCUCGACAUCACGAAGCGAGGGAGCACGUACGAGGAUGGAAACGACGACCCGUCCGCCGUGGCGGCGGCGGCGGCUGCUGCCGCGGGCGACGUGACGGCGCCGUCCCAGCCCAAUGGCAACGGCCACGCGAGCCAGCCGAACAUGUUCAUCACCGCGCAGAACGACUGGGCGCCGGUCAACCAGCGGGUGGCAAAGCGAGGGUCGCGGCGGCGGAGAAACCGGGCCAAGGGCGCAGCGGAGGCGUUGCUUGGAACGAGGACCAAGGAUGAGACGCGGGAGGGGAUAUUCUACGCCCUGCUCAAGUGGCCGAUGCUCUUUUUCGUGGGGGCCUGGCUCGCGGGUCUGGCGCUGACGUACCUUUAUACGAGGCUGUACAUCUGGGUCUACGAGCACUUCGUCACCUGGCGCGGCACGAGGGAGAGGCUGAGGCGGAGCAUGCGGCGGACGAACAACUACCGCGACUGGGUCGUUGCGGCCAAGGAGCUGGAUAGCUACCUGGACCGCCAGCGCUGGAAGGAGGAGAACGACUUUGCGUACUACGACUCCAAGACUGUGAAGAGGGUGUGGGAGCAGAUGCGCAAGUGUAGGCAUAGAGCCGAGGAGCAGGAGAACGGGGAGGUUGAUGGGGAGAAGGGGGGCAAGCCUGCGGUCGAGGAGCUCCACGCGCUGCUGUCUGCUUGCGUGAAGAGCAACUUUGUGGGCGUUGAGAACCCGAGGUUGUACAGUCAGACGUACUACGGGACGAAGAAUUUGGUGCAGAACUUUGUCGACGAGGUUGAGAGGAGCAUCAAGUUUGUUCUAAACACUCAGCAGCUUACCAUGGAGGAGAAGAGGAGCAUUUUCAAGGGCAUGUUUAACAACUACGGCCGGACAGCUCUUUGUCUAUCCGGUGGCGCAUCGUUCGCGUACUACCAUUUUGGUGUUGUCAAGUCUCUCCUCGAGGCGGAUCUCCUCCCGGAAGUCAUCACUGGGACAAGUGGCGGCGCCCUGGUCGCUGCCUUGGUGGCCACUCGCACCAACGACGAGCUCAAGAAAUUACUCGUCCCGGCCCUUGCGGGUAAAAUCACUGCCUGUCGUGAGAGCUUCACGACUUGGAUCCCCCGAUGGUGGAAGACGGGCGCGAGAUUCGACUCGGUCGACUGGGCCAAGCAGUGUUCGUGGUGGACCCGCGGCUCGAUGACGUUCCGCGAAGCGUACGAGCGCACGGGGAGGAUCCUGAACGUCUCCUGUGUCCCGGCCGACCCGCACUCGCCCACGAUCCUCUGCAACUACAUCACGUCUCCCGACUGCGUUAUUUGGUCUGCGGUGCUGGCCUCGGCCGCCGUCCCCGGCAUUCUGAACCCCGUGGUGUUGAUGAUGAAGCAGCGCGACGGGACACUGAUCCCGUACUCCUUUGGCCACAAGUGGAAAGACGGUAGCUUGCGGACGGAUAUCCCCAUCAAGGCGCUCAACCUGCACUUUAACGUCAACUUUACAAUCGUUAGCCAGGUAAACCCGCACAUCAACCUCUUCUUCUUCAGUUCCAGGGGCAGCGUGGGCCACCCCGUCACGCACCGCAAGGGCAAGGGCUGGCGGGGCGGAUACGUCAUGUCCGCGGUCGAACACUACCUCAAGCUGGACAUGACCAAAUGGCUCAAGUUCAUCCGGCACGCCGAGCUACUGCCGCGCCCGCUGGGACAGGACUGGAGCCAGCUGUUCCUGCAGCAGUUCUCCGGCACCAUCACCAUCUGGCCCAAGACGCAGCCGUCGGACUUCUACCACAUCCUCUCGGACCCCGACCCGCCGAGGCUGGCGCGCAUGAUCCACGAGGGCCAGCAACGCGGGUUCCCGAUCUUGAAGUUUGUGAGCAACAGGCUCAAGGUCGAGAAGGUCAUUGAGCAGGGGCGGCGAGAGACGAGGCCUUGGAUCCGCAGGGGCAGCAUCGAGACGAUUCUGAGCGAGGACGACCUGAGGAGUCUGUUGAUUAGUGGAGCGACGGACGGGGAGGAGGAUACGACGGAUGCGGAGGGCGAGACUCUGCUUGAGCUGGAGGAGGAGGCUAUUGUUGAUGGGGACGAGGAUGAGAAGUUUGAGAGGAGUUAA